This is a messenger RNA of Aspergillus pseudonomiae, 2031 nucleotides long. RefSeq names its product glycoside hydrolase family 7 protein. The record is from RefSeq and is a predicted model, not a curated record. Lineage: Eukaryota; Fungi; Ascomycota; Eurotiomycetes; Eurotiales; Aspergillaceae. Bases 690 to 1940 code for a protein of 416 amino acids. Gene Ontology annotation, molecular function: hydrolase activity, hydrolyzing O-glycosyl compounds. The transcript has a single exon. Gene Ontology annotation, biological process: carbohydrate metabolic process.
GCAUCUUGGAUGAAUUCCAAAUGUUAUUACCUUGAAACUUUUCUCGCCUGCCUUGAAAAUAAAGAAACUCAUGCUCCUGUGCACUAGAUCAACUUGAGCUCGCGAGACACAGGAGACUUUGAUCUAUGUGAAUUCCAUCGGCCAGGGGCUGGGGAAGUUUCUUCAGCUGGAUUCGAUAAAUGCCGUGGUCCUUGGCGGAAGACUAGCUCCCCCCGGGUUGCUGAUCCCAACCUUGAAGCAGUCUGCAGCGGCUAAAUCCGGACAUCCCUCCGCACCCGUUAUGGCCCGCAAAGACCGGCAAAACAUAUACUCUGCAACGUUAUAGCAUAAAUGUUUCGUUUUAUUAUUUCCCGGUCUCAGUCUGACGCUACUCUCGCCGUGCGAAGCCGUUGAUCAGACCCCUUAAUAACCUUAAUACUGUCAACAUUGCCGACGCGCAUCCUCCGCACUGGUGGAUUUUAAUAUAUCUAAAACCGGAUCACAAUGGCAAUGAGACAUCCGGAAAAACAUGUGCAUGAAUCAAGUCGGACCAUCGGGCCGCAAUGGUCGCAAUCCCAUAUCAGACGCUCUUAAGCUCCCACAAGCCUUGGUGCUCUGUCUCGGGAUAAUACAUAAAUAACGGCUACGCCCCGGCGCAUAUACGACAGCACACACACUCUUUAUAUACCAGCAAGUCGAGGCCUUUCAGCAUGAUCUGGACACUCGUUCCCUUCGUGGCACUUCUGCCACUAGCGACAGCCCAACAGGUGGGCACUACGCCUGAUGCCCAUCCCAGACUCACCACAUAUAAAUGCACAUCGCAGAGUGGCUGCAUAAAGCAGAACACCUCAGUUGUUCUGGAUGCAGCAACUCACUUCAUCCACCAAAAAGGGACAGAAACUUCCUGCACCAACAGCAACGGCCUAGACACUUCCAUCUGUCCGGAUAAACAAACCUGCGCUGACAACUGUGUCGUUGAUGGUAUCACGGACUACAGCAGCUACGGUGUCGAAACAGAGAAUGCCACGUUGACCCUUCACCAGUACUUGCAAACUGGCGACGGCACAAAGUCCGUGUCACCGCGCGUCUACCUCCUCGCGGAAGACGGAGAGAACUACUCCAUGCUGAAACUCACGAAUCAGGAAUUCACCUUCGAUGUCGAUGCAUCCACCCUCGUAUGCGGUAUGAAUGGUGCUUUAUAUCUGUCUGAAAUGGAGGCCUCUGGCGGAAGGAGCUCCCUGAACCAAGCCGGAGCCACAUAUGGAACUGGGUACUGUGACGCUCAAUGCUACACCAAGGAAUGGAUCAACGGCGAAGCCAACACCGAGGGUGUGGGCUCCUGCUGUCAGGAAAUGGAUAUUUGGGAAGCCAACGCCCGAGCAACAGGACUUACACCACACCCUUGCAACACAACCGGCCUGUACGGGUGCAGCGGCUCAGAGUGCGAAGCUUCCGGCGUCUGUGACAAGCCUGGCUGUGGAUUCAACCCGUACGCCCUAGGUGCAAAGGACUACUACGGUUACGGCCUCAAGGUCAACACCAACGAGACACUCACAGUUGUAACCCAGUUCCUCACAACUGAUAACACCACCUCGGGCCAACUCAGCGAAAUCCGCCGUCUUUAUAUCCAGAAUGGCCAGGUCAUUCAAAAUGCUGCCGUCACUUCCGGAGGCAAAACUGUCGACUCGAUUACAAAGGACUUCUGCAGCGACGAAGGAAGUGCCUUCAACCGGCUUGGUGGCCUCGAGGAAAUGGGCAACGCCCUGGGCCGCGGCAUGGUUCUUGCGAUGAGUAUCUGGAACGACGCAGGCUCGUUCAUGCAAUGGCUUGAUGGUGGCAAUGCAGGACCGUGCAGUGCAACUGAGGGAGACCCAGCGCUGAUUGAGAAGUUGUAUCCGGACACUCAUGUGAAGUUUUCCAACAUUCGGUGGGGAGACAUUGGAUCUACCUACCAGCAUUAGAAUGGGUUCUGCGUCGUCUGCGGUUGUGUAUGUAUGACACCUUGCGCUUGAUUGUUAUCUGUGAUGCGAAAUAUAGCGAAGUUGAUCUAUA